Sphenostylis stenocarpa is the source of this 660-nucleotide messenger RNA. The record is from the annotation of a GenBank genome assembly. Lineage: Eukaryota; Viridiplantae; Streptophyta; Magnoliopsida; Fabales; Fabaceae.
AUGGCAGCGCCGACAGUGAAGGUGUACGGUCCACCCAUGUCGACCGCCGUGUCGAGGGUCUUGGCCUGUCUCAUCGAGAAAGACGUUCAAUUCCAACUCAUUCCCGUCAACAUGUCCAAAGGGGAACACAAGAGCCCUGAUUACCUCAAGAUCCACCCUUUUGGACAAGUACCGGCAUUUCAGGAUGGCGAUCACAUUUCCCUCUUCGAGUCCAGAGCUAUAUGCCGCUACGUAUGCGAGAAAUUCGGGGAGAAAGGGAACAAGGAACUGUACGGAAGGAACCCUUUGGCGAAGGCCUCCAUAGAUCAAUGGCUGGAGGCAGAAGGGCAGAACUUCAACCCACCUUCCUCCACUCUGGUGUUCCAGCUCGCAUUCGCUCCCCGAAUGAAGAUCAAGCAAGACGAGGGUGCCAUCAAGCAGAACAAAGAAAAGCUCGCGAAAGUGCUCGAUGUCUACGAUAAGAGGCUUGGAGAGAGCCGUUUCCUGGCAGGGGAAGACUUCUCUCUCGCCGAUCUUUCCCAUCUUCCCAACAUCCACUACCUGGUCGCCGCCCCCGACGCUGCUCCUCUCUUCACUUCCCCCAACGUCGCCAGGUGGUGGGACGAGAUCUCCUCCCGUGACUCCUGGAAACAAGUCGUUGACUUGCAGCGAGGUGCCUGA